Molecule: messenger RNA, 3187 nt
Organism: Synchiropus splendidus (mandarinfish)
Lineage: Eukaryota; Metazoa; Chordata; Actinopteri; Syngnathiformes; Callionymidae
Gene: scyl1
Product: SCY1-like, kinase-like 1
Exons: 18
Coding region: 57-2594 (845 amino acids)
Biological process (GO): protein phosphorylation
Molecular function (GO): ATP binding; protein kinase activity
Source: RefSeq, a predicted model, not a curated record
AGUUAGUCGCUGCUGUCGCUGCUGUCGUGUUUGAUGAGGCGCGGACACAAGAGAAGAUGUGGUCCUUUUUCGCCAGGGAUCCUGUCAAAGACUUUGCGUAUGAAAUUCUUCCUGACACCCAAGAGAAGUCUGGAAUAUGGUCGCUACAUCGUGGGAAGAAGAAGGCGAAUGGUGAGCCCGUCUCUGUGUUUGUGUACGAGGUCGCUCAAGGAACAGAGCAGCAGACCCAGCUAGCAAAAGCUGCCUUCAAGCGUAUGAAGACUCUCCGGCAUCCAAACAUUCUCGCAUACGUCGAUGGGUUGGAGACGGACAAAAGCCUUUACCUGGUGACGGAGCAGGUGACACCCCUGGCGAUUCAUCUUCAAACUCCAGCUGAGAAGGGCGGUGCUGGGGAGCUGGAGGUCUCCUGGGGACUGCAUCAGAUUGUGAAAGCUCUGAGCUUCCUGGUCAAUGACUGCCACCUUCUCCAUAACAACUUGGGCGUCUGCGCUGUUUUUGUUGAUCGUGCUGGAGAGUGGAAACUCGGGGCUCUUGACCAUGUUUGUCCUCAGCAAGCAGACCCUAGUGGGCUCCUGCUUCCUGCCCCCAAGGCUGUUUACCCAGACAUGGAAAAAUAUGACCCACCAGAGGCAGCCAACGGUGGAGGGGAGAAAUGGGCCGGAGAGGUUUGGCGUCUUGGCUGUCUGAUCUGGGAGGUUUUUAAUGGGCCACUACCUCGCACCUCUUCCUUGCGUUCGCUGGGAAAGAUUCCGAAGAGCCUGGUCCCCCAUUACUGUGAGCUUGUAGGUGCAAACCCUCGCGCUCGCCCAAACCCAGCUCGCUUUCUCCAAAACUGCAGAGCUCCUGGAGGUUUUCUGAGCAACAGCUUUGUGGAGAGCAACCUUUUCUUGGAGCAGAUCCAGAUCAAGGAACAGGCUGAGAAGCAGCAGUUCUUCCAGGAUCUGAGCGACAACCUGGACUCUUUCCCUGAAGACUUCUGCAAACACAAGGUCCUGCCUCAGCUGCUCACUGCGUUUGAGUUUGGCAACGCUGGCGCUGUGGUUCUGACACCACUCUUCAAGGUUGGGAAGUUCCUGUCAGCGGAAGAGUACCAGCAGAAGAUCAUCCCAGUCAUCGUGAAGAUGUUUUCCUCCACGGAUCGUGCCAUGAGGAUACGAUUGUUACAGCAGAUGGAGCAGUUCAUACAGUACCUCAAUGAGGCGGCAGUGAAUUCCCAGAUCUUUCCUCAUGUUGUUCACGGCUUCACUGACACCAACCCCGCCAUUAGAGAACAAACUGUCAAGUCCAUGCUGCUGUUGGCUCCCAAGUUGAGUGAGAGCAACCUGAACCAGGAGCUGAUGCGACACUUUGCCCGGCUGCAGGCCAGAGACGAGCAAGGUCCGAUCCGCUGCAACACCACUGUGUGUCUGGGAAAGAUCGCUUCCUACCUCAACGCCGGGACGCGUCAGCGGGUCCUGAUUUCUGCAUUCUCCCGGGCAACGAAGGAUCCUUUCCCAGCAUCCCGCUCUGCUGGCGUGCUGGGCUUCGCAGCCACACACAACUACUACAGCCUGACGGAGAUCGCUGCGCGGAUCUUACCCACGCUGUGCUCCAUCACUGUGGACCCUGAUAAGGCUGUCAGAGAUCAGGCGUUUAAAGCGAUCCGUAGUUUUCUCUCCAAGCUGGAGGCAGUGUCGGAAGAUCCCAGUCAGCAAGCUGAAAUCGAAAAAGAUGUGGGCUCGUGUGCUCAGCCUGCAGGUGCCACGUCCGGCUGGACCGGCUGGGCUGUGACCGGCAUGUCGUCCUUGACUUCCAAGUUGAUCCGAAACACGCCAGGCACGGAGGGAGCAGCAGUGGGCGCAGAGAACAAAGAGGCCAGCAGCUCCACCAGUCCCAGCGCGGACACGGCUCCGAUCCCAGAGGCUGACGCUAAAACACCACAGGCAUCUCCCCAAGCCUCCAGCUGUUCCUCCCACUUCAAGACUGACAUUGAUGAUGAGCAGGUCGGGGAGCGCUGGGAGGACGACGAGGACUGGGGUCGGUUAGAGGAUCCGGACAACGCUCAGGAAACGGAUGACUGGAACACUGACUGGUCAGGAAUGUCCUUAUCCAAGAAGAAGUCAGGCGAGAAAGCCGGCCGCACGGCCACAGCCGUGGCGGGGAAAAAGCCGAAUUCAGACUGGAGCAGCUCCGGCUGGGACGCCGACGACAGCUGGUCUAAUGAGAAAGAGGGUCUGGGGCAGAGUUCUGCAGGCGAGGAAGGAUGGGGCAACGACUGGGCGGAGGAGGAUGCCGACAUCCAGCCUUCUGCCCAGACUCUGCCAGAGGGAGUGCGACUAGCCAGCGAGUACAACUGGGAUGCCACCAAAGGAGCCGCCCAGAACGACCUGUUUGCCGGCGUGUCCCAAAGAAGCCCAGCUGGCUCGGGCUCCACGGCUGAAGAUGGCUGGGGCGCAGAGGAGACCUGGGAGUCGGUGGAUGGAAGUCAGGGUUUGAGCAAAGCAGAGCUGUCCAAGAAAAAGCGAGAAGAGAGAAGGAAAGAGCUGGAAGCCAAACGGGCUGAGCGCAAAGCCACCAAAGGUCCUCUCAAACUCGGAGCCCGCAAGCUGGACUGAUCACGCGAAUACUCCACCAGAACUGCAUCAUUCCGAGGAAAGUCCGGCACCAGAGUGGGUCCACUUGGCCUGUUCCUGAUGGAGAAAAGGCGACUGCUGGAAUCGCAGACAAAAAGUACUGAUGAUGGUGUGAUUGCAAGCAGCUGGAAGACUGGAAACAGUUCCCCUUCUGGUGUUUUCUUUUAUAUAUUGUAAAGUAAAUGUACAUAGCUGGUGUAUCAGGUCACGGAGCCGUUUCUUGUGAAGAUAUAAUCCUGAAUGUUUCUCGCGCACACGCUGUGAAGAUGAGUCCAUCACAGCAUGCGCUGUCAUCACCAGAUUGUGUGUGAUGACAGGAGGGAACAGGAGUGCUGGCGUCGGUCGCGUCGUGCUCAGUGGCCGUGGGUUCUUCAGAGCAGCCAAAAACAUUUGUUUUUGUUUUUAAAUUGUGCCUUUAUUUUCCAGAUUUGAAACACAUCAGCAGCAGUUCACUUUUAUGCUAUUGUGGCCCUGGUGUGGUCUCCACCACUGAGUCAGCAGAAACUCCAUAUCCUGUAGCAUGGCGGCAUUUCGGAAAUAAAAUAAUGGUGGCAAUCUUUGCGUGUUCUGAAUCU